Monoraphidium neglectum is the source of this 654-nucleotide messenger RNA. RefSeq lists its product as hypothetical. The record is from RefSeq and is a predicted model, not a curated record. The transcript has a single exon. The coding region runs from base 1 to 654 and encodes 217 amino acids. Lineage: Eukaryota; Viridiplantae; Chlorophyta; Chlorophyceae; Sphaeropleales; Selenastraceae.
AUGCACUCGCUGCCGCCGAGCAGCUACGCGCCGACGUCCUACCUGCGCAGCUCAGGCGGGACGCUGACGAGCAACCGCGAAGCCACCGGGCAGCUGCCCUCCUACGCCGGCCCCGGCGGGCAGCUGGGGGGACACUACGGCCCGGGCCCGCAGUACGGGCCUGGCGGGGGGCUGCCGCGGCAGAACAGCGGCGGGCCGCAGCCGCAGCUGUCGCGGCAGCUCAGCGGCGGCGGCGCGUCGAGCGCUAGCUCCGGCGCAACCUACGCGUUCGGCGCGCGCCCCAGGCCGGCGCCGCAGCAGGCGCCGCCCCAGCAGUUCAUGAGCAGCUCCCCCUCCGUCGGCUUGCCGCCGCGGCCGCCCGCCUCCGACGCGCGUUCCACCGCCACCGGCUCGUCCGCCAAGGCGGCGCUCGCCGCCGCCGGCGGCGCGCGGCCGUCGCGGGCGCGGCUGGGGCCGCAGCUGCGGGCGAGCUGCCCCAUGGUGUGCCUCGCCCGCACGAACGGGGGCGUGCGGGACGCGAUGCCUCUUCAUAUCCGGGACCUCCAGUUCGACGCCCUGGUUUACGUGUCUCAGGCGUUCGUGCGGGUCCAGAUGAUCUGCAACUACCCCAACGUGCGAUCCGGGCCGAGAUCUGGGCCGAGAUCUGGGGGAUGA